GGAGGGAAUAGCGCUCAACACUUAGCACCUCGUUUGGUAACCUAAACCUUGUGCCCGCCUCACUGUCCCGCAUGGCGUCGAGCAUUUUGCGUCGAAAUCGAAACUGGUAAUGCUUCCAAUGGCGAGGAGCCUGGUCCCUUCUUCAAAGCCCGCGUUCAGUCCAGGACGGUUGCGUCGGAGUGCGGCGCUCUCGUCGCAGAGCUAAAUUCUCCCUACACCGGAGCGCCAGAUACUCGUUCGAAUAGUUUGGUCGCGUAUGAUCGCGAGGUUCAAGCGUCGGGGAGGAAUUAGCAAUGUUCAACUAGUACACAGUGAAUGUGCACAAAUUUCACUGUGGAAUUCUGGAAAGGCGAUGAUUGAUUUCACCGAUCUGUUUUCUGUAAUUCAUCUGGUGUUGCGUGUUGAGAAAAAAGUUUGCAAUGGUGGGGAAUAGAUUCCAGCCAUGCAGGCUACUCCUUGCAGUGCUUGUAUUUUCAUUUGCCUGUCAUGCGACGUUAUCUCUAAGCCCGCGCUCGGAGUGCUACAUGCUGGACGUGGAUAAUCAUUUUUAUGACUUUACGGAUUGGAUUGGAAAGGAGUUUCAAUACACCGAUUUCCAGGAUGGGUCAACGUACACGCUUCGUUUCUGCAAGGACAUGCAAGUCAGAUCUGGCCAGUCAAUCAUAAAUUACGGUCGCUUCUCACCAGCGUACUCUUCGGCGCGGGACACUUCUGAUUCAUUUGUCCAAGAAUAUAGACAUGGAGACUUGAAGGGUUGCGAAAAUGAGGGUUACGACUACAGCGGUAGGGGGUCGAUGGUUUCCGUUAUAUCUGGCGCAUGCCCCAAUACAAAACCAUGCCAAGAUCCUUAUGGUUGCAUAUGCUACGUGGAAUCAACGCUGUCAAAAUGUUUGCUAACUUUGGUGGUGGGUCUAAAUUACGUGAAACUCAAAGGGCCCCGAGUUUUUAGCGAAUUUACCGUGGGUUUUAGUCCCCGCGGGAAAGAGGUGGUUGCUAAUGGUCUAACGCAGUGGGGUUAUGACGGUUUACACUCUGAUUAUAGCUUCACAACGCAGCAAUCGCAGGUUUUUUUUUACUUCUCAGCACAAAGCACUUCAGCAAGCAAUAUUGGGAAGCCUGCAUACAAGGUAUACCCAGAGAGAGGUUUGAAGGUGGAGCUCUCAGGGACAGCUUCAAAUGGGCUGCCCCCCACCGUCGAGUCACCUACUAUCUUGGAACUCGAUUGGCGAUGUGAAAGAAAGGCAUCCACGCCUUACUUGGUGAAUGUGACCAUUCCUAUUGCAGAUUAUGACCCUAUUGUGUUCACUUUGGGCAAAUACUGCGAUUACGAAGACAACGUAAAGCCUACCGGUUCAAGUGGAUGGGCAACUUUUGGUUUCCUGAUAUUUAUAUUGUUUGUGGGGCUUACCAUGUUCUGUUGUGCGGGUUUUCUUUACAAAACUAGAAUUGAAGACAAGCAUGGCUUGGACGCGCUACCUGGAUUUCCUUCAAUUUUGAACAUCAUUGAAUCUGCAAGCGGAAGUCGGAGUGGGUAUGUUCCCGCUGAUGAUGUUACUAACAUCACCAUUUCACACAACGAUUCUAGUAGCGGCAGUGGCAACCAUAGCCAGAGGUUGCCACGAAGUUCUGAUGGUCCCAGUUAUGGGGCCGUUUGAGUACGAGUAUAAUACAAAAAAUAACUCGUUAUAUUUUGUACCUGAAUGAGUGCAUAGGUGAGUUCUUUAUUGUAGAAAGGAUCGUGAUGAGCCGGAUGAGUUGAUGUUUAUGUAGACAAGAGUCUUUAAGGUCAGUACAUUCAAGUAUAGCGUUAGCUCGAUAACAUGGAGAAAUUUUCAGAGGUCUUCGAUUUCACCUGUGAACAUGUUCAUUACUGAGGGACGAUCUGUAUCAUGCUCAAUUUUCUUUAUGUUUGUCGACGCCUUAUCAA
Messenger RNA from Physcomitrium patens, 1927 nucleotides. RefSeq lists its product as uncharacterized. NCBI's taxonomy places the organism in Eukaryota, Viridiplantae, Streptophyta, Bryopsida, Funariales, Funariaceae. The record is from RefSeq and is a predicted model, not a curated record.